CGGAGGGAGGCGUAUCCAAGCAUCUCCUCUCACUCUCACUAGGAGGAGGAGAUGCCAGACAUUGCCCUUAACACGCUCGCUGAAUAACUGUCGCGCGGGAAACAAAGGCUUGGCUGCUGUGAAGUCAACAUUCGGGCGCUCCAUCCUGAAGCCAUGUGAGAGAUCUGCUGCUGCAAAGGGACGCCAGAACACAUUCACCGUCGGGUUGAGCGCCGCUCCCCGGAACAACCAAGACCACACGUCCCCGCCAAGAGCCGUAUUUGCAACCCUGGAGAGUAACCGAAUUAAUGCCCAUCAUUAGAUAGUAGUAGCCCAGUCAUAUUGAUCGCCUGUAUCGUUUACGCCUCCGAGCGGGGGUUUGUUUUUUUCUAAGCGGACGCGAGAGAGACAUUCGCUAUCAAAAGGGAACGCUUUGACCACUGAGAUGUCGGAAGCUUUGUCACAGCAAGAGAGACUUCGGGCCAUUGCUGAGAAGAGGAAGAGGGAGGCUGAGAUUGAGAACAAAAGAAGACAACUUGAGGAUGACCGCAGACAACUCCAGCAUCUCAAGUCAAAGGCAUUGAGAGAGCGAUGGCUGUUGGAUGGAGCGCCAUCCAGUGGAGAGGACGAGGCACAGAAACAACUACAAGAGGAUGAAGCCAAGACCAAACUACUGGAGCAGACCAUCCUCAGACUAGAACAGGAGAUUGAUGAGCUUGAGAGUGGCGUGCCUUUGAAUAAAGGAGAAAAUGCACCUGAUGGUCCAGUGAAGGCAGUUGAGAAUGGCAUACAGCAGCCCAGCCCAGAUCAAAAUAGCAAGAAACAGAUCACAGGCAUUGAGGCCAAACUGCAGUGCACCAACCCCGAUGCAGCCAUUGAGAAUGCCAGCGCAGAGCAUCCCGUCACCAUGGUGUUCAUGGGCUACAAGAAUGUCGAGGAUGAGGCUGAGACCAAGAAGGCACUGGGCAUAGAGGAGACAGUGAAAGCUGAAUUUGUGGUCAUUGAGGACGGCGAGAACAAAGCUGGAAACGAAGGGGCCAAAGAGGACCAGGCCCCACCUAACGGCAGCACCUCGAGUCCUGACAAAACUCAGGACGAGGCCAAGAAGGAGGAGUCGAAAGAAGACGGCAACUCGAAAGAAAAGCAGCCGUGCAAGUGCUGCGCAGUCAUGUGAGCGUGACCGCACGCCCUGAAGUUUAGACUCUGACGGAAAACUGACCCCCGACCAUAACACAACAAUGAAUAAGUAUACCCCGUAUACUUAAUUAACUUUUGUUGUCUAGUAUGUAUUUCUUUUUUAUUUCUAUUAAUAUUUUUCUAUAUUUCUGUCUUGACAUUUAUAUAUCUAUAUAUACAUAUAUUUUCAUUAUGUAAUCUUAUGAAGUCCAGUAUUUUGCUUGUUGAAGAACAGAAAAAUGAGGACCACAACAGACUCCACUUUAAACAACAACAUUUUUGUGGCCCUCAUCCUUAUUUUGUUUUAAGAAAAAUAAGAUGAACGUCUCUAUAUAUGAGCUAGCUAUUUAUCUCCCGUAUACAUUUGUGUUUUUAAGAUAUUACUUUAUUACUGAGAAGAAAUGACUAUAUUGAUAUUACAAUGUUAUGCUUUUAAUAUAUAUUUUGAGCCUUUUGUUUUGUUCUCAUUUAUUUUUGCCAAAUCAUCUCAGACCACUGUGAACACUGGUACAUGGAGUGUCGUCUUUGUCCGCAAUCAUACAUUCUGCAUCUCAUAGUAGGCCAAUAUGUUUGUAAAUAUGAUGCAAUUAUUUAUGACUGUUCAUGCUAUGGUAGAAUACAUGUAAUCAUGUUUUAUUCAAAUAGGCUGCUGGAAUUUCCUCAGAUCCCAAUUAUAACCACAGCAGAUCACUUUUUACAAGAUAACCCAUUUUAAAACUCUUUUCUACAUGAAGGAUAACAUUGUUAGAUAGAAUUGUAAUCAAUAUUAAUUUUUGGAAAAUGUAGUAUCAAUGCAAUGCCUCAUAUUACAUGUAGCCCAUAUUAUUGAAAAGCAUUCUUACAGUAUGCAAAAUAUAUCUCUAUAUCAUUUGAAAAAAAAAAUGAAUUUAAUUAAACAAAAGUCAUUCUUGUUUCAAUGUUCAGGCAGUUCAUUCUCAAUUAGUGUUAAUUCAAGGUAAACAGUCUGGGGUCUAAAACAUGUUUCUCAUUCUGAGACCACAGCUUUGUAAAUGUAGUUUUGCUGUCUUUCUGCUAUUUCAAUUUAAUGAAUUAUUUCAUUUUGUGUAAGACAGUAUGUGUUGUGGAUAUCAAAUAAUGUCAUGAGUUAUAGGUGCUUUAUUGGUAUGGCCAAUGCCUGUUAUGGUCCAAGUGUUUAAAUCAGGAACAAUGACAAUAAACAAAAAAAUGUUUGUUUACAAUUAUGUACUGGUAAUUCUUUGGUAAUUAUAUUUUUACUCACCUGCAGUCAACAUAGUCUGACAAUGGCUGUCAUUUGGAAAAUUAAUUGUUUUGAUUUCCCUAGUGACAAAAUCUUGUUUGAUGUUUGAUGAUAAUGUCUGUUCCAGAGAAAGAGUUUCUGUGAACUCAUUUAGUUCAAAUACUCUGCCAUUAGUUAUUGUUUGUUUCAGGUGCAAAAACUUCAAAAUCAAUAACAAACUCAAUUCAUGAUUGCAGAGUGGACAGAUGUCAUAUCAAAAUCACAUUUUAAAGCAGGGGUGUCAAACUCCAGUCCUGGAGGGCUGCAGCCCUGCAGAGUUUAGAUGCAACCCUAAUUAAACACACCUGAUCCAACUAUUCAA
Molecule: messenger RNA, 2735 nt
Organism: Labeo rohita (rohu)
Lineage: Eukaryota; Metazoa; Chordata; Actinopteri; Cypriniformes; Cyprinidae
Gene: palm1b
Product: paralemmin 1b
Exons: 7
Coding region: 425-1153 (242 amino acids)
Biological process (GO): regulation of cell shape
Cellular component (GO): membrane
Source: RefSeq, a predicted model, not a curated record